Molecule: messenger RNA, 1954 nt
Organism: Dendrobium catenatum
Lineage: Eukaryota; Viridiplantae; Streptophyta; Magnoliopsida; Asparagales; Orchidaceae
Product: agamous-like MADS-box protein AGL65
Exons: 10
Coding region: 669-1727 (352 amino acids)
Biological process (GO): regulation of transcription by RNA polymerase II
Molecular function (GO): DNA-binding transcription factor activity, RNA polymerase II-specific; protein dimerization activity; RNA polymerase II cis-regulatory region sequence-specific DNA binding
Source: RefSeq, a predicted model, not a curated record
UUCUGAAAUCCUUUCUUUCUCUUCUCUGCGUGAGGGAACCGAAUGAGAGGAGUCUUUUUUAUUUUGUGAAAAGAGCGACGGUUAUGCGAGAUCGUAGGCGACGGUUGUGUCAUGGGUGUCGGUUUCGGGGUAGUUUCUGUCGUAGGGUUUGCCGGCUUGGUCCGAACGAAGGUGCGGGUUCUCCGACAGUUAGAGGUCAACAAUAAUUACUUUAGGGAGGGCAAAAUUACAAAAUAACCCUUCCUCUAAUUAAUUUUUUUUUAGGGAGGGGGGCGGCAGUUGUACCCCCUCAACUACAAAUGGUUCCGCCGUUGUCCACCCUAAGAACCUCCUUCCUAUGUAUCUCUCUCUCUCAUCUCUCCUCCUUCGUAUUCUUGACAGAUUUAUUCAAUUUAAAUUUGUUGUUUGAUUUCCUCAUUUGGGUAUCUCUCUCUUUCUUUCAUCAAGUAUCUUUUACGCCCUCAAGUGACCUCCUAGCUGCCAACGCAAUCACCUUUUGUGUUUUCUCUCGAUCCACUUUCUUCCACAAUUUGAAGAAGUUCCGGCUUUCCUCGACGCAUUAAUGGUUGCGGUGGAAUGAUUGAUUCGUGUUUAUUGGAAUUGUGAAGGAUUAACCAACAAUUUUUAACAAAUUUGAUUUGGGUGCCGCUAAACUAAUUAAUCGCAAGAUGGGAAGGGUGAAGCUUACAAUCAAGCGUUUGGAGAGUAUGAAUAGACGUCAAAUUACCUACUCGAAGCGCAGGGCAGGUAUCGCGAAGAAGGCCACUGAGCUCUCCGUAUUGUGCGACAUUGAUAUUUUACUUCUCAUGUUCUCGCCAACGGGAAAACCAACGAUAUGUCUUGGAGAGCACAGCAAAUUUGAGGACGUUAUUACUAAGUUUGUGCAGUUGACCCCACAAGAGAGAACAAAGAGGAAAUUAGAAAGCCUUGAGGUACUAAAGAAGACAUUCAAGAAAUUGGAUCAUGAUGUAAAUAUUCCAGACUUCUUGGGUUCAAGCAACCAGACCAUUGAGGAGUUAUCUAGCCACAUGCUGAACUUAAGAUCUCAAUUAUCUGAAAUGCAAAGAAGAUUAAGUUAUUGGACUGACCCUAACAACGUUGAUAGCAUAGAGCAAAUCACGCAAAUGGAACAUACUCUACUGGAAGCUAUAAAUCGGAUUCAAAUGCAAAAGAUGUACCUUACCAACCAACCUUUUCAGUUAGAUUACUCUGGUGAGUUUCUCAAUGCCAUGAACUUGCCUGUGGAUUCGAGCAACGAGCAACAACCUUCAAAUAUGCAAUGGCAGCAUCAUGGUGAUGACCAAAAUUUCAUGUUUUCAGGAGCUCCUAGCUUGCUACCUCAAAGAAAUAACAUGUGUUCCACAGAAACAUCACUUCAAGACUACCCUCACUAUUACGGCAUAGAAAAACAAGUAGUGUGUACUAACAAUGGACAAGAGGAACCCUUGAAUGGUAUGGGUCAUAAUUCAUGCUUACAGCUACAGCUUGGAGCACAACACCCUUAUCAAUCCUAUGAUAUGAAUCUUUUUGCUAACAAGUUCCAACCUAAUGGAGAAGUCAGCUUACAGACGAAUCAAGUAGAUUUCCAAUUUAACGGGUUCAGGCCCCCCGUAAAAGAAUUUCCUGCCGAACUACAGAAUUGGGUUGAUGCCACUAAAUCGCAUGUUUGUCCCCUGAUUGAAGAUCCCGUUUACACUCAAUUCCAAGAGCCAAAACAGGUCCAAUAAGAUCAGUGAUCUAUGAUCUAGCUCCUGAGUGCAAUUUUGACGGUCCAGAUCUAAAUGUUACAGAAAUAAAGGAGCAAAAUAAGAUCAAAGUGCAUAUAUAUUAGCACAUAUUGAAAGAUUUUAAUUUUAAGUUGCAUGUCGUACAGAGAAAACUCAUGCAGUCUUUUAUAAAAUAAUCAUAGAACUGAGGCUCUAAUGUAUAUUAAUUUUUCUGGCAGUUUGUUGAA